Molecule: messenger RNA, 732 nt
Organism: Enterobius vermicularis (human pinworm)
Lineage: Eukaryota; Metazoa; Nematoda; Chromadorea; Rhabditida; Oxyuridae
Source: the annotation of a GenBank genome assembly
AUGUUUUGGUUAUCAUUUGGUUUUCUAAGAUUGCAAAGGGAGAAUAGGAGAUCGUCUGUUAAAAAACUAAAUAUUAAUUUAGGAUUGUUAAUCGCACUCUUCUAUGUCACGACAGCAGGCACAGUUAAGACUGCCAAAGAUUUGGAAGAAAAGCUAUUCCUGAAGUACUUCAGAAAGCAUCGUCCUGUGAAAAAAGACAGUGACCAAAUGAACAUCCAAAUUUAUCUUCUAAUUGGACACAUUGAAUUUGUGGAUGAGCACGAACAAACGAUGCUUUUACAUGGCUUACUUUGGGCCAGUUGGAACGAUACCAAUCUGAUGUGGAAGCCAUCUGACUACAAUAAUACAAAGCAAAUUACUGUUGGUACCUACAAAAUAUGGCUGCCAGCACUGUCGCUUUAUAACAGUGCUCGAGGUCACGGCUGGAAUUUGCAUAUGGGAGGAUUACCAGCAGCUGUUAAAUACGAUGGCACCGUUUGGGCGUCUGGAUCAUUCAGCUUUUACGUCACUUGUCUUUUUGACUUUACAAACUAUCCGUACGACGUUCAGACAUGUCCCAUCGUAAUUGCUGAUUGGGUGUACGAUUUGUCUAAGGUAAAUCUGUCAGAUCCAGACGGAGUGCCUUCUUUCAAACCUGCUGUCAAGUUGAGCUAUGACCCAUUGAAUGAAAUUGGCGAGAAAACUACUGUUAAUGAGCAGUCUCUUGACAAGUGUAACAUCUCUUUUUUUUGA